Molecule: messenger RNA, 888 nt
Organism: Brassica rapa (field mustard)
Lineage: Eukaryota; Viridiplantae; Streptophyta; Magnoliopsida; Brassicales; Brassicaceae
Source: RefSeq, a predicted model, not a curated record
AUGACGCUUGAUUACACCACUUCAUACAUAGCACUUUUAUAUGCACAAACAUUGGUGAGAGGAUCAGCAGAAGAUGGGUAUUCGCGUCUGCCAUCAUAUCUCGUGCAAAUCUCCUUAGCAAAUCCCGAUUCUAUCACGGCUAUAGAACUUGAUUCUAUCAAUAGAUUUAAGUAUCUAUUUUUCUCUUUUGGAGCUUCUAUCAAAGAUUUUAAGUAUCGUAGAAGGGUCAUUGUGGUGGAUGGGACUCACCUAAGUGGGAAGUAUGGAGGUGUUAUGUUAGUUGCAGCCGCACAAGAUGGGAAUUUUCAGAUAUUUCCAUUGGCUUUUGGGAUCGUAGAUGCUGAAGAUGAACCUUCUUGGGAAUGGUUUUUCACAAAAUUGGCUAGUUGUGUAUCUAAUGAGCAGCCUUUGGUGAUAGUCUCCGACCGGCACGCUGCCAUUAAAAGUGCGUGUGAUAAGGUGUUUCCUUGGGCAACCCGAGGAAUAUGUUAUUAUCACCUUCAAGAUAACAUUGUCAAAAAGUAUAAAGGGAAACAUCUCUUGUACUUGGUGAAAGGUGCUGCUUAUGCUCAUACGGUUUCAAAUUUUGACCGGUACAUGGCUGAGAUACAGAGUGCAAACCCGGACCUUGCAACUUAUUUGGAGAAUGCCGACGUCAGCCUGUGGUCAAGGGUUUAUUGUCAAGGGGACAAGUACAACAUAAAAACAAGCAACAUCGCUGAAUCUAUUAAUUCCGCUCUGAAGCGAGCUAGAGGAUUUCCGGUUCAGUUCCUGUUGGAGUUCAAAAUUGAGAAGCUAGGAAAGUGGUUUUGGAAAAGGAGAGAAGAUGCUUUGAGUCUCCCAACUCAACAUAGUCGAGGUGUUGAAUACUUGCUUGCUGUUCGAUAG